UAGUAUUGCCUGCUUCUGCAUGUAACUACCUAUAGUCAGCUAUUUGUCUUUGUUUAUAUUUAUUUUAAGAUAGAAGAAAAGAAAAUAAAUCAGACCUCAGCUGGGACUUUGAACUUUUCAACAACAUUUAUCUCAAAGAACAGUCGUAUUCCACAAGUUAUCAGGCCGUGUUCUGUAACAGGGAAGUCACUGAAGCGGAAUUCAUACAGUUCUAAAUCUUUUGGAUCAGAGGUAUCCUAAGAUGUGUAACAUGUCCUGGAUUUGCACUAAGCUGGCACCACCAUACAGAAGGGGAAAACGAGAAUGCCUCUUUGUGUUCACCUUUUUGUGGAACAAGAUGGCCCACUCCGAGCGAGCUGUGCCCUGGCUGCUGCUGCUGGCGCUAGCCUUGCUGGGCAGCAGCAGAGCAGAGAGGGACUGCCGAGUAAGCAGCUUCAAAGUCAAGGAAAACUUCGACAAAAACAGGUACAGUGGCACCUGGUAUGCCAUGGCAAAAAAGGAUCCUGAGGGGCUGUUUCUGCAGGAUAAUGUGGUAGCCCAGUUCACUGUGGAUGAGAAUGGACAAAUGACUGCCACUGCAAAGGGCAGAGUCAGACUCUUCAAUAACUGGGAUGUCUGUGCUGACAUGAUUGGCUCUUUCACUGACACGGAAGAUCCUGCCAAGUUCAAGAUGAAAUACUGGGGUGUUGCCUCUUUUCUUCAGAAAGGAAAUGAUGAUCACUGGGUGGUGGACACAGAUUAUGAUACUUAUGCUCUUCAUUACUCCUGCCGUCAACUAAAUGAAGAUGGCACUUGUGCUGAUAGCUAUUCUUUUGUGUUCUCCCGGGACCCCAAGGGAUUGCCACCAGAGGCACAGAAAAUUGUCAGGCAAAGGCAGAUAGACCUCUGCUUGGACAGAAAAUACAGAGUUAUUCUUCAUAACGGAUUUUGCUCUUAAGGAGACCCAAAACUAUGGAAAGAAACCACAUAACAGCAUCAUGGAUGUAAAGUUAAUGCAGUGAUUGGGUGUUCUCUUGAAAACCUUCAUUUAGAUUUUGAGUAUAUUUAUCUGGCCUCUGUAGCUCACCUUGUUAAUAAACCAAUUAAAUAUUUUAAUAAACUUGGA
Messenger RNA from Pogoniulus pusillus (Red-fronted tinkerbird), 1105 nucleotides. It is a transcript of the gene RBP4, whose product is annotated as retinol binding protein 4. The transcript is spliced from 7 exons. The record is from RefSeq and is a predicted model, not a curated record. Gene Ontology annotation, biological process: retinol transport. The coding region runs from base 242 to 937 and encodes 231 amino acids. Gene Ontology annotation, molecular function: retinol transmembrane transporter activity; retinol binding. NCBI's taxonomy places the organism in Eukaryota, Metazoa, Chordata, Aves, Piciformes, Lybiidae.